Messenger RNA from Phragmites australis (common reed), 1266 nucleotides. RefSeq names its product small ribosomal subunit protein uS2-like. The coding region runs from base 130 to 1026 and encodes 298 amino acids. Gene Ontology annotation, molecular function: structural constituent of ribosome. The record is from RefSeq and is a predicted model, not a curated record. The transcript is spliced from 5 exons. Gene Ontology annotation, biological process: ribosomal small subunit assembly; cytoplasmic translation. Gene Ontology annotation, cellular component: ribosome; cytosolic small ribosomal subunit; 90S preribosome. NCBI's taxonomy places the organism in Eukaryota, Viridiplantae, Streptophyta, Magnoliopsida, Poales, Poaceae.
GUCUCGCGUCCCUAGUUCUCUCACGACCUCUCGCGCGCGCCGCCACCUCCCGCACCGUGCCGCCUCUUCCUCCUCCAGCUCUCUCGCGCACGGCGCACGCGCCCGUAACCCUAAACUCCGGCUGUGACGAUGGCGGCAGCGGCAGGCGGUGGCGCUCGGGCGCUGUCCCAGCGGGAGCAGGACAUCCAAAUGAUGCUCGCCGCCGACGUCCACCUCGGCACCAAGAACUGCGAUUUCCAGAUGGAGCGAUACGUCUACAAGCGCCGCAGUGACGGUAUUUACAUUAUUAACCUUGGCAAGACCUGGGAGAAGCUCCAAUUGGCUGCGAGGGUCAUCGUUGCAAUUGAGAACCCCCAGGACAUGAUCGUGCAGUCUGCUAGGCCCUAUGGCCAGAGGGCUGUCCUCAAGUUUGCGCAGUACACUGGUGCUCAUGCCAUUGCUGGCAGGCACACUCCUGGUACAUUCACCAACCAGUUGCAAACCUCAUUCAGUGAGCCACGCCUUCUUAUCCUGACCGACCCCAGGACUGAUCAUCAGCCCAUUAAGGAGUCUGCACUUGGAAACAUUCCCACCAUUGCCUUCUGCGACACUGACUCUCCGAUGCGCUAUGUUGAUAUUGGCAUUCCUGCCAACAACAAGGGGAAGCAGAGCAUUGGUUGUCUGUUCUGGCUGCUUGCCAGGAUGGUUCUCCAGAUGCGUGGUACAAUUCUCCCAGGACACAAGUGGGAAGUCAUGGUUGACCUAUUCUUUUACAGGGAUCCAGAGGAAGCCAAGGAGCAGGAGGAAGAAGAGGCUCUGGUUGUUCCUGACUAUGGUGCAGUCGCAGAAUAUACUGCUCCAGCGACCGACAACUGGGGUGGUGAAUGGGGGGCUGCUGAUGCUGCAGCUCCACCUGCUGUCCUUCCAGCACCAACUGGGGCCGACUGGACUGCUGCUCCAGCUCCUCCGGCCGAUGGGGUUUGGGACGCUGCUGCUGCCCCUCCUGCUGCGGCACCUGUCGUGGCACCCACUCCAAACUGGGAGUAGAAAAGUACGGUUACCGAUGGGAAAAGAGCUUGAAUUUGAGUUAUGUUAGAAAGUCAAUUUUGUGUUCUUGACUCUGCUGGGACAGAGUGACCCGGUUUUUUUGUUACCUCAUGGAUAGCUUUAUUUUAAGCGCAAUUUGAGAACAAGUGUACGCCUUUCACAACUUUGUCCGUCUUGCCUGCUCCCUGAAUUUUUACUGCCUUGUCGUAGAUCGAGUCAUCUGUAUGUGUUCUAGCUUUA